UGUAGCAAUGGACAUCUGGACAGCCUCUGAAUUAACAGCUCGUUGUCAGUAAAGGAGUGCGUAUCAUUAUUGUGCGGUGUAUUUUGGAAAUGCUGACUAUAUCUGCGAUAAACACCGCCGUAUAAUGCCUGAGUAAAGUACCGGAACAUGCGUUGCUGCUGUGCCUUACCAGUUUGGGAAUCAUGAUGGACCAUCGGAAAGCCUUAACCUUCUCAUUUAGGAUUGAUCGGGACAAGUUGGUGGCUAAUCCAUUCAGAAUCCCCAUGACAUUUCCCUCCUCAGAGUGUGCAAGGUUAGAAAGGUACAAAGCUUGUAGCAUGUGAAGAAAGGUUUUUUGGGUGUCCUGGGCUGCCAUUCCCGGUUGCAAGUUGAAGCAGUCGGACUUAAAGCUUAAAAGGGGAUCCAAGUUGUAUGAUCACAACCAUGCAGCACUGGUGAAAUGGGGAAUGGCCAGAGGGCAGCCUCGUCUGGUUCUGACAGAUGUGCUAAAGACAGACCUCGGCAAAGUGUACUUGAGCACUCAAAGGGGUCACGCUUGUGGCAGAAAAGCCCAAACAACAAGCGGGAUGAGCACGUGCAAGAACCAGUCCGACAGCUGUCAAGGCCAGAGGCCAACCAAGAACGAUGGGAGUAAGACACCAACGGCCACAUGUGACCAGAAGAGCACACCUACACCCCUUAAAAGGCCCAGGGGUAGACCCAGGAAGAAGUUGCUUCAUUUUGACAACAAGGAAGGAAACAAAGGUAUUGCAGAGGGGGUGGUCGGCAAUGGAAAUGGAGAGGACUACAGAGUAGUAGAUUGCGGCUUGUCCCUGAGUUGGAAUCCGGCUCGGGAUGCCGGAGAUGAGUUUUCUCCGACUCCGGUCAAGGACAUCAGGACCGAAGAGAGGACUAAAGUUCAACAUUUUCAGAGGAAAAGAAGGGGCGCGUGGGUCAACGGUACAAGCACUCCCAAACGCCAUCGUGAAAGCGUGCUGCGCCUCACAGGGGAAGAUGGAAGAAAUGGAGGUCUGCCCCAGUCGCAUGUAUGUCCCAAUGAAGACGGGGAAGAUUCCGACAACACGGAAGCUAGCAUUGUGCAGUUCACUGUGGGGGCUGUGGACGGGACGCCGUGUCUUCUCCCAGUCAUCCGUCCGAAUUUGGAUAACAGAAGCCGAGGUUGCAGGCGGUUAUCUUCACAAGAUAGCACGUCUCAGUCCAGCCAGGGGGAACCGAUUGUGUUGUCCAGUGAUGACGAGGAGAGCACCGAGGUGGAAGAAGCAGGAGGAAGAGCGCGGUCGUCAUCACAAGAAGCUGUAUCCAAAGAGCGAGACGAUUCUAAUUUAGAGAAUUUAGAGGUGUUACCUGUGGUUGUGGACGGGCCUCCUCCCAUGCCCAGAAUAGACACCUCUUUCCUGGGUGUGGCCUUCUGCUCCAUGUUCUGCGGAGGUUACCAAGGGAGGGCAAAUGGAAACCUCAUGAUAGCAAAUAAAAAAAUCAUCAUACCAUUAAAAGAUGAAAACCACCAAUCUGAGGUGACCGUGACUUUGGAGCGCAAGGAGAUGCGGAGGUACAGCAUUUGGGAGUCAGAGGAGCUGGCGGCCCGGGGUCUCUCCUGGGGGAGCAACGUUGGCACUGUGCUAUUGUUUUGUGUGACACAAAACGCAGCUGCGGCGGUGCAGAGGGAACUUCUCCACCUGUGUGGCAAACAGGAUGAAGAGUUGAGCACUGAUAAAGUGAGCCCCUUCAUUCUAUUGAGUCUAAAGGACCCCGUUAUGGGCGUGGAGGGACUUUUAUUGCGCUCUCUCCUGGAAAUAGACUGUCUCAACUGUCUGGCAACCGUCGACACCUCCGUUGAUGCCCUAGACCUGAAGGACUACAUAAAUCCAAGUCUGUCACUGGACGAAUGUUUGGAGCUGAUCAAAAGAAGCAGUCGAGACCCAGACAUGUUGCGGCAGCUUGGCGUGGACGCUACAGAAUCCACAUCUAACACAGACAGACAAAGUCCACGUUUGGAUUUGGACGCAAGCAGCAAACUCCAGCUGGAGAUCGAUACACUGACCGAGACGGCACCAGAUGCAGAAGACACAACACCAGAUGAAGAAUCUGUGCUGGAGCUGAACGCCUCGGACUUGCAGUCACGCAAGGAGCUGGAGAUGCCUUCUAUGGAGGAGCAGGAGGUGGACACCAGGAUGCAGCACGGGCCAGAGGAGGAGCAUACACAACAUGGUGCGCUAGAGGAGGAGCAUACACAACAUGGUGCGCUAGCGGAGGAGCAUACACAACAUGGUGCGCAACAGCCCAACAAGGAGGACAACGAGGAAGUCACUCCUCUGUACACACUGUGCCAGCGGAGAACCAAAGGAUCAUACACGGUCACCAUGUGUAAACCAGACUCCUCUUGGGUUAAAUACAAACAUCAGGGUCUAGGAAAAAGGUUGGUCCUGUUCCCUCCACCCCCGACGAAAGGUGGCAUCACAGUGACCAUGGAGGACCUGCAGUGUCUGGACAGUCGGCAGUACCUCAAUGAUGUCAUCAUCGACUUCUACCUCAAAUACCUCCUCCACAAAUCGCCGCAGGCCAUCGCAGAGCGCUCACACGUUUUCAGCAGCUUCUUUUACAAGCAACUCACGCGUAGAGACAACGCCAGUGAGGGCGGCGCCGCUGAAUCCUGUCAGAGGCAGAAGCGGCACCAGCGAGUGAAGACAUGGACACGGCACGUGGACAUCUUCAAAAAGGAUUUUGUGUUUGUUCCUGUCAAUCAGGAGGCUCACUGGUAUUUGGUGGUCAUAUGCUUUCCUGGACUGGAGGAGCCCACAGUAGAGGCCAGGACUGGAAGUAGCCACAAUGGGACGAGCGAGCCACCUGAGCAAGAGGAGGCGGGAGGGUCACAAAGAAGCUCGACGGACGCCACAGUGACGCCAUCAGUGUUGAUCCGAAGCGACAUCGUGGACACAGGACAAGAUUCCACCAAUGUCAUUCCGAGUCAAGUGAAUUGCACAGAGAAGACCUGCCAUAGGAAGAUGGUUUGUAAAAGGCCGUGUAUUCUCAUCAUGGACUCUCUCAAGCUGUCUCUUCAUGAGCGUAUCUUUAAAGUUUUACGAGAAUAUUUGCAGUCCGAAUGGGAGGUCCGUCGCGGGUCGUCACGGGACUUUGGGCCAGACCAGAUGAAAAGCUCACAUUGUCAAGUUCCUCUGCAGGACAACAGCAGCGACUGUGGUCUCUACUUGCUGCAGUAUGUGGAGAGUUUUCUAAAGGACCCUGUGGUGCACUUUGACCUGCCAUUACACCUGCAGCACUGGUUCCCACGUCAUCAGGUGCGCAGCAAACGAGAAGAAAUCCGCAAUCUAGUGCUGCGACUGUACAGCCAGCAGAACCUGAGCAAGAAGUAAGAGUAAGAAUCAUAGCACAGGGGGAAUCCUCGCUCAUACUGAGCGACGCAUUUCAGCACCAACUCCACCCAACUGAACUAUGGACUCGUCUCCUUGAACUGUGGACUCAUCUUCAUGAGCAAUGGAGCCUGUCGGUCCUUUUAUAGGAUGUUUUACUGUUAUUUUUGAUAGAUAUUUAAUUUCUACAUGCAAGCACCACAUCAAAUUAAAGUGUGUUCAAAGUGUAACAUGCUCCUAAUGUAGUUUGUUUAACAUAAAGCUGUUUUUAAUCUGGAA
This is a messenger RNA of Doryrhamphus excisus (bluestripe pipefish), 3647 nucleotides long. The record is from RefSeq and is a predicted model, not a curated record. NCBI's taxonomy places the organism in Eukaryota, Metazoa, Chordata, Actinopteri, Syngnathiformes, Syngnathidae.